AUGUUGACUAUCGGUCAGAUCGUUGUUAUUACAACCGCUUUCAUGCAGACAGUAUCCGCCAGAGACGAAUACAAGAACCUUAUCCCAAACGGACCCGCUAUGGGGAUGCCGUUGGGCCACGAGGGUAAAGGUUACACUUUAUUUGGUUCGUUUUUUUCAAAAUCGGGCAAAGAGUGGUCCAAAGUCUGCAAUCAGCCAUGGCCCGGCGGCUCAGUUACUUGUGGCGCGGCGCUCGGUGACCCGUGCUGCACUUGGAAGUCCGGUGAUCCAGAUUUUAAGCUGAGCGAGCCUAAUCUAGAGGCUGCUCCUUGUGCUAGUGGUUCUCAAGCAGGCGGAAGUGGCUCAGGUAGUGCGCCAUAUUCUGAAACCCCCGGAGCAGAGACCCCUGGAGCAGAGACCCCUGGAGCUGAGACCCCAAUACCAAUGGAAGAAUCCCCUGUACAAAUGGACCCUACAACAGUGGUCGAUACACCCAUUGUGACCGACUCUUCCGAGUACUGCGAGUAA
This is a messenger RNA of Plasmopara halstedii, 507 nucleotides long. RefSeq lists its product as uncharacterized. The record is from RefSeq and is a predicted model, not a curated record. The transcript has a single exon. Bases 1 to 507 code for a protein of 168 amino acids. Lineage: Eukaryota; Oomycota; Peronosporomycetes; Peronosporales; Peronosporaceae.